CACUGUGCCACCAUAUCGUCUACUCAACACCACCAACCCCUCGCGAAGAACCACAACGUCUGGCUGCUCCAAAUUGCCCUCCUAACCCCUUCAUUUCUGUCCACGACAUUAUAGUCGACUAUAUCAGCAGUCUUCGAAUAUAUACAUAUCCGACACGCCGCAUUAUAACACCAAUCAAUCAUGCCGGCAACACCCUCACCACCCUGCUUGCUGUCCCUCCCGCCCGAACUCCUCCUCCAGAUCCUGGCCUCUCUCCCGGUCCGCGCUCUGCUCUCCUUCUCACUUGCUUCGCGAUCAUCCCAUGCGCUCUCACUUUCCAGCCUCCACACGCUCUCCUUCGCAAUCCACACCUCCCGCGCCGCAAGCACAACCUCACGUCUCACAGCCUGGGACCUGCCCGCCAUAACAUCAACGCACUCAGCCUUUUCCCGCACACACAAAUCCCCUACGAAGGCCAAUCAACCCUCCGAAUCGCCCCUCGACCCUCACGCCAUCUCCACGAUCAUCCCCCGCCCACACCUGCACCGCCUCCCUACCCUCCUCAAAUUCCACCUCGUCCUGCAUUCCUCCAUCCUCACCCGCUACAGCAGCUCCCUCCGCACCCUCUCCCUCUCCCUCUGGACCCUCCCCGCCGCGCUCACCCCAGCUCUCCGCCGCCUCACAAACAUCCGCGUCCUGACCAUCCGCAUCGACGACACUGCAACCCUGCACUGCCCACGCCGCAGCAGCACCCGCGCCGACGAACGUAACGCAUGGACACAGCUCGCAGGCGCUUGGCCUCGGCUCACGGCACUACAGCUCGAAAACUGCGACUUGAGCGUGCGGCAGCUCGUCGGCGUGGUGGCUGCGGCGCCACAGCUCCGCGAGCUGUGGGUGCGCAGAUGUCAUAAGCUGAAUGCGGCGGGGUCGCUGUUUGGCGCGCUGGCAACAAGCGUGCCGCGGCUGGAGGUGCUGGGCCUGGAUUGUUGUGGUGGGGAGAUUGAUGAAAAGGUGCUGACGCCGGUGGGUGGGAUGAGGGGGUUGAGGUAUUUGGCGUUGUUGGGGAUGCAUGAACGGGUGCCGGGGAGUGUGGAGAGGGCGGCGGCAAAAGUGUGGCGAAUUGCGGAGGUGGUUCUGCCGAAGAGUGUGGGUGAGGAGGACUCGGAUGUUAUUGAGGUUGAUCCGGCGUAUAUGGCUGGUGGAGAGGGGGAUGUAGUGGAAAGUUUUGGCAGCACAGGACGUGUGUUUUGGAUACAUGAACGCUGGACUCAUUGAAUAAGUAAAGUGCAUGUGGCGAAGUUCGUUGUUGGAUUGAGAGCAGCACAUUCAGAAU
Messenger RNA from Pseudovirgaria hyperparasitica, 1312 nucleotides. RefSeq lists its product as uncharacterized. The coding region runs from base 181 to 1254 and encodes 357 amino acids. Gene Ontology annotation, molecular function: protein binding. NCBI's taxonomy places the organism in Eukaryota, Fungi, Ascomycota, Dothideomycetes, Acrospermales, Acrospermaceae. The record is from RefSeq and is a predicted model, not a curated record. The transcript has 2 exons.